This is a messenger RNA of Elaeis guineensis (African oil palm), 1496 nucleotides long. The record is from RefSeq and is a predicted model, not a curated record. Lineage: Eukaryota; Viridiplantae; Streptophyta; Magnoliopsida; Arecales; Arecaceae.
ACAAAAUCUUGCAAACCAAUGCCUUCCUCCUCGACGCCCCCGUUGACUCUCUCACACUCUGCUAGAGAGUGACAGGGCAGCCAAAACGGCAAAGCCAUUAAUUUCCUGUUUGUUUGUUUGGAAAUCCCCUCUUUCUUUUUUUUCGAUCAAUCCAUCCAUGGCUUCCCUCUUCCUGCUCUUCCUCCUGGUCGUCCCCUUCGCUGCCCUCCUCCUCCUCCUCCUCCUGGCCGCCGUCGUCCGCCCCCGCCGCGUCCGGAUCCCCAUCAAGGGCCGCCACGUUCUCAUCACUGGCGGGUCUAGCGGCAUCGGCCUCGCACUCGCCCGCCGCGCCGCCACGGAGGGCGCCCGUGUCUCCAUCCUCGCCCGCAAUCCCGCCCGCCUCGAGGAGGCCCGCGACACCAUUCGCCUCGCCACCGGCGUCGACGCUGCCGUACUCGCCGCCGACGUCCGGGACCCCACCGCCGUAGCUCGGGCCCUAGAGGAGGCCGGCCCCGUCGACGUUCUCGUCUGCAAUCAGGGCGUGUUCGUGCCGCAGGAGCUGGAAACCCAGGAACUGGAGGAGGUUCGCUUCAUGGUGGAGGUCAACCUCAUGGGCUCCUUCCACCUCAUCAAAGCCGCCCUCCCCGCCAUGAAGGCCAGAGCCAGGGAGACCGGCCUCCCCGCCUCCAUCGCCCUCGUGUCCUCCCAAGCCGGCCAGGUGGGUGUUUAUGGUUACACAGCUUACUCAGCAAGCAAAUUUGGACUUCGUGGUUUGGCGGAGGCGUUGCAGCAUGAGGUUAUUGCAGAUAAUAUUCAUGUGUCCCUCAUAUUUCCUCCUGACACAGAAACCCCAGGAUUUGCUGAAGAGCACAAGAGAAGACCAGAACUCACCCACAUGAUAGCUGGGAGUUCAGGUGGAAUGAAGCCUGAUGAUGUUGCUGAAAAAGCUCUCAAGGGCAUCAAAUCUGGAACAUUUAUCAUCCCCUGUAACUUUGAGGGAAUCAUGUUGUCUAUCGCUACUGCUGGUUUAUCUCCCCAGAGAUCAUAUCUGACAGCAUUUGUCGAGGUGUUAGGUGCUGGUUUCAUGCGCCUUUUGGGUCUAUGCUUCCAAUGGAAUUGGUUCAACACUAUAGAGAAGUGGCAUGCCAAAAAGAGCAAUAAAUGAGGCUGCUAGAAGCAAGGAGGGAUUGUCCAGGUUUGGAGGUCGAGAUAAUAAGCUUGGAAGUAUAUUUAGUUGGCAAUAAUAGCUCUAGUUAAUGAUUGUAGGUGGAUUAUGGGUUAUGUAGUUUUUGAAUAUUUAAACUUUAAAUCUAGAAGUUUCGUACCUACACUUUCUUGGUAAGUGGACAAAUUUUUGGACCUUUGUUUUUGUGUACUUUAUGAUUAUGAAUUUUGUACAAAUUUCUAUCAUGGGCUUUGUCAUUGUGGGCAAUAUCCUGUGGCAGCAUGGCUGUAGCAAUGUUUUGGAUCUGGGUCAUGAUACUAAAUGGUAUUAGAGUAAAGAUUUGAUCAUGGAU